This is a messenger RNA of Amyelois transitella, 6356 nucleotides long. RefSeq lists its product as uncharacterized. The coding region runs from base 395 to 5911 and encodes 1838 amino acids. Gene Ontology annotation, biological process: regulation of transcription by RNA polymerase II. Gene Ontology annotation, cellular component: nucleus. The record is from RefSeq and is a predicted model, not a curated record. The transcript has 6 exons. Lineage: Eukaryota; Metazoa; Arthropoda; Insecta; Lepidoptera; Pyralidae. Gene Ontology annotation, molecular function: zinc ion binding; DNA-binding transcription factor activity, RNA polymerase II-specific; RNA polymerase II cis-regulatory region sequence-specific DNA binding.
ACCCACGAUUGCUACAAACAGUUGUACAGUCAUCCCCGGUGAGACAACUUGCAUCGUUCGUUGCUUAUUCAUAUUAUCUUUUUGGGAUCAAAAUUAUUAACACCUUGGCUGAUAAAGAAGCGCUGCUACCUACAUUAGCUAUUCCAGCAGAAAAGAAAGCUACGAAACGAUGUACCAGUGGAGUGUGUGACGAUAAUUUAGGUGUAUAUGUGUGAGUGCGGCGUGGAUCGUCGCGCAAUUAUUAACGAUGAUUCACUUGUGCGCGGGUGAAAUGCAGCCUAUCGGACUUGUUGACAUUUAUUCUGUAAGCGUAAACAAAUGAUAUCGUGAUCGUGACAGCCAUAUUAUAAUGGUGGAUUGAUUCAUACCCCGUGGAUGAAAAGAGGCAGGCAAGAUGCCGCUCACUCAAGAAAAUCGUUUAGAUAGUAACUUUUCCAACAACAAUGAUCAGAGUUAUCUACAUAAGAAGUUUAAGAAAAUGGCAUCAACAAUUUCGGUGUCUCAAUUAAACACAAACAAAGCAUUAGAAACUCGACAAAUAGAAUCUGAUGUAAUACAGUCUAACAGUAAUGCCUUAAUUUCCAACGGGAGUAUCGCUGCAGCUCAUCCAGAAAUAGAAAAAAUAAAAGAAAAUCCAGAAAAACAUGAAGAUCAAUACAUGGGAAAAAUUGUACAAACUAAUUGUAAUGUAAAUGCUAGGUUAAGUAAUGUAAUCAAUAAGGUUCAAGUAUCUGGUCAAACCAGUUUUACUGAUGAAUUUUCAAAUAAGACUGAGCACUUUGAAAAUGACUUUAUAAAGGAUGCUUCUAAUGGAACAUUAGGUGGACGUUAUGUAUGCCCCUAUUGUAAAUUGUCUUGUGCCAAGCCUUCAGUUCUUCAAAAACAUAUCAGAGCUCACACAAACGAGAGACCUUACCCUUGUGUACCUUGCGGUUUUGCUUUUAAAACAAAAUCUAAUUUAUACAAACAUAGGAGGUCUAGGACACAUGCUUUGAGGUUACAAGGCUCAGAUGUUAACGUUGCUAUCGAAGACGAAUCUGGAGGAUCAGAAAGCGAUACGUCUUUACCUCCUACAUCGAUAUCUGACACUGGUUCAGAUUCUUCUUUAGCACGACAAGAAAAUUUUAAAAGUAAUGAGCUGUCCUGUAUUGAAUUAUCUGACUAUGCGUCGCCAAGUGCGAAUUUAUCGUCUGGUGAUAACAUUAAAUCCAAAUCAAUUUACAAACCUAAGUUCAGAGUAGAAUGUUAUCAAGAAUCCGAUGAAAAAGAUAAAGCAAAGAAAACAAUGUCGCCAAACGCCGAAUUUCUUACUGAACAUAUCUCAAAAAUUAUAUCAGAUAAUGAAGCUAUUGUAGAUGUCACAGAUACACCUUUACAAAAGAAAUAUGGAAAAAUCAAGCAGAUGGCCGAAAGCAAGCAGCUUUUAAGUGAGUGUUUGGAAAUAAAACAGGAAUCAACGCCACUAAAUCUUACUAAAAAUGGCAAUGAAAUGGAAAGUUCAUUUAGGAAAAGAUCUCACUCAGAAAGUUUUUCUCACCUAGAUCUCCAAAAACAUCCACUAAAUCCAGAAGGAUCUAUUAUAAAAGAUCUUCUUCUAAAAACAAAAUCCAAUUGCUUGACAUCUAAUACAGGGGAACUAAUAGAUGGGUUAGGACCAUUAUUUAUAUGCCCUCUUUGCCAGAUAGUAUAUAGAAGUGCGGACAAUUUGGAAAUACAUAGGCUGUAUUACUGCAAAGGUAACCUCAGUAACAUGCAAAUUAAUUCUCAAAAAGACUUAAAAAUUGUAAGACCUGAAAACGUAUUUGUAAGAAGCAAUUCUAUCAAUGUCCGUUUACCUGAAGCGACACCGAAUUCAAUAACCAAAUUACCUCUACGAAGUAAACCGGAUAAUCUCGUCAUAACUAAAACUGAAUCAAAUGAGAUAGUAGCCCCUUUACCUUCACCUGGGCCUCUACUAGGAAAUACAAGACUUGUAGACACAAGGACUCCUGAAUACACAAGGAAAUCCGAAAACGUUAAAAUUAAAUCUACACACAGUCCGAAACGACGAAUUGACAGCAGAUCGGAAACUUACAGUCCUAGAUUAAUUGAAAAUAUUUCACCUCGAACAGAUUUGUAUCCUCAAGCGAAAAUUCGCUGCGUGGAUGGUAAUACUAUAACUACUCGCUCGUUGGAAGAUAUAUCCCAUCACAUGCGAACUAAUUCUACUUCUCUUCAAAUGUUUGGAGGAGAAGUUAAAAUCGUUAAUCAUUCAGGCGGAACAACUACUUUGCGUAUAGAACCAAGUAAAAAUCAAUUAUCACCAAUACUAAUACAGCAAAGUUUAUCUCCAUCAAAACUAACCAAUGAAACCGAAGCGAGUAGCAUAGUAGUCAGAUCAGGAUUACAAUCAGGCGGAACUAUGGUUCAUAAUCCACCGACACCAAAAGAAUUAAUUAAUGCUCCACAAACACCAAGAAUGUCGUCAAUAUCGACUUCUGGAAAUUUACCGAGAAUGCGGGAUAUAACACAUUUUCAAUUUCCACCAUUAAGUGCUAUAACAGCAUAUAAUCCUUUAACGCUGCCACCAUUAAGUCCGUCAUCAUCCCCAAGUGGUGCCACAACAAUUCUUCAUGGAGGAAAACUAAUUCCUCAUGUACCAGGAAUACCCGGACCGAACACACCAGGGGUAUUUCAGGAGAAUCCAAUUUCACAAAUAAAACAUGAUGACCCCAGUAAAAACAGCAAAAGUACAACAAAAUCAAUUAGAGACGAAGCUAAUAACUGUUCUUCAAAUAUUUCAACUUCGAAAGUCAGUUUAAAAUAUGAUAUAUCGAGAAACACUGGAAGUCCAGUAAAACGAUUAGUUUCUUCCGAGUUUAAGCAAAGUAUGCAGGACAAUUUAAUUGAAACACCAACGUAUGUGUCGGCAAUACCAAUAAUAAAAGUAAACAAUGUAGAGGAAUCAUGUAAUAAUACAAAAUCAUAUUCAGCAAUCAAUAAAUCAAUAACCUCAAGACAAGAAGUGUCACUUAAAAGAAAUUACAUAGAAACUAUACCCAGGACACCAGUUCUCAAAGAAAACACUGAUUAUCCACUAAAUAAAUUAAAAGUCAGGGAUAUAAUCACUUUAAACGUUGCAGGAAAAUGUAUAGAAAAUAAAACAGAUGAGGUGAAAAAUUUCAAUUUCGAAAACUUAAUAACCAAGGUAGAAAUAUUUAAUAAUCAAAUGCAAAGUUCAACGGAUGUUCAAAAAAAUGAAGAGGUGGAUAGUACUGGUAUGCCAAAUGAAAGAUCAGAAACAUCAUAUUUUCAAAAGAACAUUACUUCUAAAGCAACUUCAGAAGAAAGAAAACCUAAGUUUUUACGACCAUCGACUUUACCGUUGAAGCCUGGCACAUUCACACCUAAACGGCACCAUGGUAUAACACCUAACGCAAACACUAUGCCCUUGGUGUCACCGGAGACCCCACGUCCGGCAAAGGCUUAUGGGCAGCUUUAUUUGAAUGGAAAUGCUUAUACUUACUUAGGUUUGAAGUGUUCUACAAAGGUGUUCUAUUGCACUAUCAAUCGACCACAGCCUACAUACGUUCCUAAUCAACACUUCUUAUCAAUGUACAGCAAUUGGCAGUUACUAUCGGAACUGACGCCAGAUCCACUCGGAUUAUCAACGUCAAUAGCUAUGUCUCUCUAUGACUCACGCCAUCGUCCUCAAAAAACUUCUAUAGCAACCAUCAAACAAGAUCUCAUACUGACUCAUUCUUCAAAAUGGAAUAAAAAUUUGAAAGAAAUUAUGCAGACUCAUACAAUAGCAGAAAGUAAGAAACAUGAUGAGAAUAAACUUCAGUUAUUAGAUGCAACAACACCAAAAAAAGAACUUGCUGGAGGAUUCGAGAGCAAUGAGGAAUAUACGUAUGUACGUGGUCGUGGCAGAGGAAGAUAUGUUUGUUCCGAAUGUGGAAUACGUUGUAAGAAACCAUCAAUGUUAAAGAAGCAUAUCCGUACUCACACAGAUGUGCGGCCGUACACUUGUACUCAUUGCGCUUUUAGUUUUAAAACAAAAGGAAAUUUGACGAAACACAUGAAGAGUAAGGCGCAUUACAAAAAAUGUUGUGAAUUAGGAAUCAAUCCAAACGAAGAUAACGAUGGCGAAGGUGGUGAAAUGAUGCAGUGUUCAGGGGAAACUGAUGAUGACACAGAAUCUGAUGGAGAUGAAGGCAACGAGGGAGAGACUGAAUCUAGCGAUACUGAAGCUUGCAAAUCAAGAUUACCGGAACAUGAAGCGGCGCAUUGUUUAUUAUCGCUAGGAGGUUCUCGUCCAACGACGACUACUACUCCUGGUUUGAUAACAAGUGCGCGACCAUCCACCUAUCCGUACACUCCAGUAGGGUUAGAUAAAUUAUCUUCAGACAUAACACAAGAAAAACUUAUUAGCAUCAGCGGCACUUCAGUUGAUUCUGGAGUGGACAUUGAAAAUGAACCAAUGGAUCUUAGCAAGAACGAAUCAAAACCAUUUCCCAGCAUUCCUGAAAUCCCAACCGCUCGAGAGUCGAGUGUUCUUGCAUCACUGGCUUCAAACACAGCUAAGCUUCCACAGCAUCAGACUCAAUGGUCAAAUGGAGAGCCAAUGUUACACACUUAUUUGACAGAACGCGCGCUUCUAGAUUCUAAAAUAAAACAAAGUCAACUCACAUCCAAUUUAACCAAAUUAAGGAAAAUAGAAUUGGAUAAAUCUGCUUUAACCGAAAACAAUAAAGCCGUUGAAACCAAUAUCAAUAUUUCAAUUUCCAGUAAAGGCACUACAUGUUCACCUAAAAUUUCUCCGAAAAAUAAUUACAAUACACAGAUGACUGAAAAUGAUAAUCUAAAAAGUUUAGCUCCGUCAACAGAAGACAGUCUAUGUAAAGUAAGGGAGUCUCCACUACCCGAAAAUAUACCGACCGAAAUGAAGAAGAUACGGGCAUCAACUCAAAGUAAUUCCGAAAAUGCAAAAUACGUAGUAUCAGAGUAUUUAAAACAAGCUAGACUAAAUAUGAAAUUACAAGAAGAAAAUUUUACCGAUAAUACAAAAGAUGAUGGUAAUAACAUAAAAGACAAUGAAGACACUAUUCAUGUUAAUGAUGUCAGCGCUGAUGCAGAAUCCUUGAAAUUGCCAACUUUAGAUCAUGAUCCGGUUGCAAGGAAAGUUGUUAUUGGAGUUGGUGGUGUGGCGUUUAAAGUUAGUAAAGGAAAGGAAUUUGAAAAUGCGUCUUUUUCGCCUGGACGACUUAUGGAAGAUGGACGGAGAGUGUGCGACUUCUGCAAUAAGACAUUCACGAAACCUUCUCAACUCAGAUUGCAUCUUAAUAUACAUUAUAUGGAGAGGCCUUUCCGAUGCAGUGUUUGUGCAGUUAGUUUCAGAACAAGAGGACAUCUCCAAAAACACGAACGUUCAGGUUCUCAUCACAACAAAGUGUCAAUGACAUCGACAUUCGGAGCGGCGACUUCUUUUAAUCCUCGCCCUUUCCGAUGUUCUGAUUGUAACAUUGCGUUUAGAAUUCAUGGGCAUUUAGCUAAACAUCUAAGAAGCAAGAUGCAUGUAAUGCGGCUAGAAUGUUUAUUCAAGUUGCCUUUUGGGACAUUUACUGAAAUCGAACGGGCUGGAGUUAGUUUAACAGAUAUUGAUACGACCGAUUGCGCAAGUUCACUCGCCAGUUUACAGUCCCUUGCUCAGAAGCUUCACGAGAGAGAUCCAACCAAAUUGGACUUUCUAGAAGGCGGCAGUGCUGUCACAUCGACAGCAACUGCUAGUAAAGACUCUUCUGAUGAUGAAGAAACUGGUUUGGACAAAAUGUACAUUGAUAGUGAAAGAGACAGUGAGAAAAAGACUAACGAAAAUAUUGAAGGACUGAAUGGAGAAACACGAGUUAAUUGUAGUGCCACAGAUAAUUAGUGCCAAAAUUAAUUUGAUAAGUAGGAUAUUUUAAUGUGCAAUUUUGUUUAAUUGUUAAUUUAAGAUGUAAGUCUUCAUACUGGGGUUUGACUCGGGAUUUGUAAAAACAAAAUUAUGCGCUUUAAUUAUAUACAUAUUUGAAUUUAGUUUCAAUAUAAUUGCAAGUACCUUGUAAAUAUUUGAAAUCGAUAUAAUUUUAAAAUUGUUACAUUUGCUUCCAUUAUAAGGCUUACGAUACGAUAUUUGUUACUAAAUAAGAAAAAUGUUAAAAGUUCCGAACUUCAAAAAUUUUGAAGUUUUAACUUAAAAGUGGUCCAGGUUUAGGUAACGUUUAAAAUAUCAGUGAGACAUAUUACAAACAAUUUGAGAUGUAGUGAAGUUUAUCUUCUAACGUACCGUUCUACUUUUUGUAUGUAUUUUUAUAAAAUAUAUACCAUGACGUAUU